Linum tenue is the source of this 513-nucleotide messenger RNA. NCBI's taxonomy places the organism in Eukaryota, Viridiplantae, Streptophyta, Magnoliopsida, Malpighiales, Linaceae. The record is from the annotation of a GenBank genome assembly.
AUGCUCUCUAAAUGGCAUUGGCGCUUUGCUACGGAGACCAAUAGGUGGUGGAGAGAACUUAUCAAUACUAAAUAUCCGAACCCUCACUCGUGUUGGCAUACUGGUAAGAUCGAUGGCGGUUAUGCCAAUUCGGCGUGGGCGAACAUUAUGAAAGAGCGCAGCAGUUUCUGGAAUUUAGCCUGCAUUGACCCCGGUAGCGGAGCUUGGACCUCGUUCUGGCACGAUCGAUGGAUCCCAGAAGCCUCUUUGUCUGAAACCUUCCCUCGCAUCGCCGCCGUCACCAGUAAUCCUGAUGCUACGGUUUCCGGCAGCAGAGUUCAUUCAGGUAGUGAGUAUAACUGGGUGAUUCCUUUAAACUUUUCUCUGAGAGGGGGGCUGAGCGGGAGCGGGCUGAGUUGCUUAACUUUCUUGAGACUAACGCCGUUUCAAGGCUGUCCAAUGGUCCUAGCAGACUUGUCUGGCUUCCUUGCGCGGAUCAUCCCUUUUCCGUGCGUUCCAUGUACAGGGCAUUAA